AUGGCGCCCGCGCAGCUGUACAGCACAGAAUCUGGACGACUCUUCCACUCAGGCAGGAUAGUGAUCGCAACUGUUGGCCUGCCCGCUCGAGGGAAGACGCACAUCUCCGUCGCGGUGGCGCGGUAUCUGCGCUGGCUCGGCGUCAAGACCCACGUUUUCCACCUUGGUGACUAUCGAAGAGCAACCGUGGGCCCAGGAAAGGACGUGCCAGACGACUACUUCUUCAUCAACGCCUCGCCAUCGUCGGUGCUGCUGCGCAACAAGAUCCUCAAGAAAUGCCGAGAGGACAUCUACCAUUUCCUGGAGCACGAGAAUGGUCAGAUCGCCAUCUACGACGCGGUGAACGCCAUAUCCGCAGGACGUAGGUCCUUAGCCAAGGAGUUUGCGAAGCACAACAUUCAGACCCUCUUUAUUGAGUCGCAGUGCAAUGAUGAGAGAAUCAUUGAAGAGAACGUUCGGAGUGUCAAGAUUUCCUCUCCAGACUACGCAGGCUGGUCAGACGAAGACGCAAUAAAGGACUACCUCGCCAGGAUAUCUUCGCGCAUCCCGCAUUUCGAGACCAUGGAGGAGCCUGAGCUGCACUGGAUCAAGCUCAUUAAUGCAGGCGAACGAGUCGUUGUUAACAACUGCGCUUUUGGGUACCUGUCGCAACGAAUUGUCUUCUACCUCCUGAACCUGCACAUCAAGUCGCGAAGAACGUACUUCGCACGAGCAGGCACGACCAAGGAAGAGAACGCUUACAAGGCCGACGCUUCGCUGUCUCCAGAAGGCGUAGAUUACGCGAAGAAGAUGGGCGACACGCUGAUACGGCACCGCGAGUAUGAACGGCAGGCUAUUAUCGACCAGGGCGGGCCCGACAAUGCAUUGAAGCCGCUGACGGUGUGGACCUCUACGCGUCGUCGGACGGUUGAGACCUCGAACUAUUUGGCCAAUCUCGGUUAUCGAGUUAGGCAGCGGUCCCAGAUGAGCCAGAUGAACCCAGGCGUAUGCGAGAAGAUGUCGGAGCACAAGAUCAGGCUGGAAUAUCCCGAAGAAGUAGCCAAGCACGAGGCCGAUCCGUACCAUCAUCGAUACCCGAGAGCUGAGUCCUACCACGACCUAGCAGUCCGCCUAGAGCCCAUAAUCCUCGAGCUCGAGCGCGAGCAAAACGACCUCCUCAUCAUCGCGCACGAGAGCGUUCUCCGCGUCCUCUACGGCUACCUCAUGGCCUGCAACGCGACCGACAUCCCCAAGCUCGACUUUCCGCGUGACGAGAUCAUCGAGAUCAUCCCCGCAAGCUACAACAAUGAAGCAAAGCGCAUCCACAUCCCCGAGCUCCCCGACAGCAUGAUCCCCGGCAGUCCCCAGGACCUCCAGAUCCCCGUCCCGCCCAGCGGGACCGUGUCGCCGCUGGGGAGUCUUGGGAGCCCGAAUACGACGGGGACGUCGACACCUGCGACGGGGUACCAGACGCCACAGCCGCUGCUUAUAAGGAAGACGCAUGUGGAUCCGAGCUCGUAG
Molecule: messenger RNA, 1500 nt
Organism: Coniosporium apollinis CBS 100218
Lineage: Eukaryota; Fungi; Ascomycota; Dothideomycetes
Exons: 3
Coding region: 1-1500 (499 amino acids)
Biological process (GO): fructose metabolic process; fructose 2,6-bisphosphate metabolic process
Cellular component (GO): cytosol
Molecular function (GO): fructose-2,6-bisphosphate 2-phosphatase activity; ATP binding; 6-phosphofructo-2-kinase activity
Source: RefSeq, a predicted model, not a curated record